This is a messenger RNA of Peronospora belbahrii, 1611 nucleotides long. NCBI's taxonomy places the organism in Eukaryota, Oomycota, Peronosporomycetes, Peronosporales, Peronosporaceae. The record is from the annotation of a GenBank genome assembly.
AUGAAGCGGAUGAUGUCACCUGCUUCGUCUUCUUCUUCGAGUCUCGAGAAGAAACAGCGUCUUGAAUCAAAUGAUUCCAUCAUGUUUACGAAUCCUACGAUGUCCAUUUUAAAGAUGACGUCAUCUGAAGAUAAAUUAUUUCAUUUUCUCUUACAAGUAGCUGCUCAACCUCAAGCAAAUGGUGUUGUCCUUCGUGUAGCUGGUGGAUGGGUACGUGAUAAAUUAUUGGGUCGAGAGAGCGAUGAUGUGGAUAUUGUAUUGGAUUCAAUGACUGGUCAUGACUUUGCAGCUCUAGUGAAUUUAUAUGAGACAUCACAGGGUCAUGAUACAAGAGCUAUAGGCGUUAUUAAGGCUAAUCCAGAACAGAGUAAACAUCUUGAGACAGCAACAAUGCAGAUGGGAGAAAAUAUGGGCUCGGUGGACUUUGUAAACCUUCGAGCAGAGACGUAUACGUCAGAGGAUAAUCGGAUACCAAUUGUACGAAUUGGUACACCACAACAAGAUGCUGAACGUCGUGAUUUUACAAUCAAUAGUUUGUUUUACAACUUGGCGACGAAACAAGUGGAAGAUUUUACAAGACGAGGCAUUGAGGACUUGAGGAAUGGACGAUUACGUACACCAUUGGAUCCUCGAGUGACAUUUCUGGAUGAUCCACUGCGUGUCCUGCGUGCAGUACGCUUUGCAUCACGGUUCAAUUGCACGUUGGAGGAAGAUCUGCGUGCAGCAGCGCAGUUGGAGGAAGUCAGGAUUGCGCUUGUACGCAAGGUGAGUCGAGAAAGGGUAGGAAAGGAGGUUUCAAAUAUGCUCACGGGAAGAGCAGCGCACCCUGAACGUGCGUUGCGACUGCUGCAUGAGCUGAAAUUAUGCGAGAGCGUAUUCCUGCCCUCUCCUUUGCUAGAGAAGACACCCAUUUGCUGCCCAGACGGAAAAGAGGAAGAGGUGGACGAGAAUGUAUGGAACCAAUCGUACGCGUACGUAUACGAGAUGUACAUGUACUUGACUUCCGGUAAGGUUCUAGACGUUGACAGUUUGACGUUGGUGAAGAAGCAAGAGUUGCAAGUUCGUUUUUUGGCAUGUGUCUUGUUGCCUUUCCGUGGACUCUGCGUACGAGACAAGCGGCGUCGAUUGAUUGCUACGUUCGUGAUUCAAGAAGCACUCAAGCUACCCAACCGUGAUGCUACAGAUGUGAAUAAUGUUUUAGCCCACGUGAGUGAGCUCCAGGCGGCGACACUUGAUACCUUUGAUCGGAUGAAAACGGGUCUUCUUGUUCGCAGUAUUGGUGCUCAGUGGGAGAUCUGCCGCGAUACGGCGCUAGUGCAAGAACUCACGGACUCUGGACCAGCUGACAAAUCUGCUGACGCACGCGCAACGGUGUUAAAGCGGUAUACCACCUUUACCUCGCAUUUUCACGAGGCAGGUUUGGACGGCGUUUGGGAACUCAAGCCACUGCUGAAUGGUAAUGAUCUUGUGAAGCAGUUGGGAGUAAAGCCCGGUCCGCAAAUGAAAGAAUGGCUUGACCGUAUUCUUGCGUGGCAACUCGCAAACCCUGAAAAGUCACGCAACGAGUGUAUGGUGCACUUCAAAGCGCUAGUAGCCGAUCAGGUAAGCUAA